ACUAUCAGAAUAACUUCAAUUGGAAGAAAGGAAAUGCAAGGAGCAAAUCUCACUGUUUGGACCUUUUUUUUCUUGGAGGGGUUUUGCAGAUACCCAAAGUUAGAGACUGUUCUCUUUGCCUUCAGCCUUGUAAUGUAUCUGAUAACCCUCUUGGGCAAUGGCAUUCUAAUUUUAAUCACUAUCCUAGAUUCACACCUCCAUACCCCCAUGUACUUGUUCCUUGGAAAUCUCUCUUUCAUGGAUAUCUGUUACACUUCUGCUUCUAUUCCUACUUUGCUGGUGAACUUGCUGUCAUCCCAGAAAAUCAUUGUCUUUUCUGGGUGUGCUGUGCAGAUGUAUCUGUCCCUUGCUAUGGGUUCCACUGAGUGUGUGCUCCUUGCUGUGAUGGCCUAUGACAGGUACGUGGCCAUUUGCAACCCGCUGAGAUACUCCAUCAUCAUGAACAGGCAGGUCUGUGUGCAGAUGGCCACUGUGUCCUGGGUGACAGGCUGCAUGACUGCCCUGCUAGAAACUAGUUUUGCUCUGCAGGUACCCCUCUGUGGGAAUCUCAUUGAUCACUUCACUUGUGAAAUUCUGGCAGUGCUAAAGUUAGCUUGCACAAGUUCACUGUUGAUGGACUUGAUCAUGCUGAUGGUCAGUGUGCUCCUCCUACCCAUCCCAAUGCUCUUAAUUUGCAUCUCUUAUGUCUUCAUUCUUUCUACUAUUCUGAGAAUCAGUUCAGCAGAGGGAAGAAACAAAGCUUUUUCUAACUGUGGUGCACACCUGACUGUGGUGAUUUUGUAUUACGGGGCUGCCCUCUCCAUGUACUUAAAGCCUUCUUCAUCAAACUCACAAGCAGUAGACAAAAUCAUCUCAUUGCUUUAUGGAGUGCUUACCCCUAUGUUGAACCCCAUAAUUUACAGUUUAAGAAACAAGGAAGUCAAAGAUGCUACAAAAAAGCUGCUGAGCAAAAUAUCUUUGUAUCAAACUCAUGAAAAUCUCUGA
Messenger RNA from Choloepus didactylus (southern two-toed sloth), 984 nucleotides. RefSeq names its product olfactory receptor 2K2. Gene Ontology annotation, cellular component: membrane. The record is from RefSeq and is a predicted model, not a curated record. The transcript has a single exon. The coding region runs from base 34 to 984 and encodes 316 amino acids. Gene Ontology annotation, molecular function: G protein-coupled receptor activity; olfactory receptor activity. Gene Ontology annotation, biological process: G protein-coupled receptor signaling pathway. NCBI's taxonomy places the organism in Eukaryota, Metazoa, Chordata, Mammalia, Pilosa, Megalonychidae.